UUCACGUCCGAUCCCAUGAUGAACCUGCUGAAACCGGAAGUAGCUACGUGUUCAUUUUCGCUACAGUUCCGGAAGCAACACUACAAACAGCUACAGAAACGAGCAAGAGUUGGUGCUUUCUCCUGUGAAGGAGUACAGCAAAAAUAGCACCAUGUUGCCGACCACCUCACCGCACAACAACGACGCCCUCGCUUCUAGGGAUGCUGCACGUCACACGGCAGGUGCCAAACGCUAUAAAUACCUGCGACGGCUGCUUUAUUUCAAACAGAUGGACUUUGAAUUUGCCGUGUGGCAGAUGCUGUACUUGUUUACAUCACCACAGAGAGUCUACCGCAACUUCCACUACAGGAAACAGACCAAGGACCAGUGGGCCAGGGACGACCCUGCUUUCCUGGUCCUGCUCAGCAUCUGGCUAUGUGUGUCAACAAUAGGCUUUGGUCUGGUGCUGGAUAUGGGAGUCCUGGAGACUCUGAAGCUGCUGCUGUGGGUGGUUAUUGUUGACUGUAUAGCAGUCGGUCUGCUCAUAUCAACCCUUAUGUGGGUUAUCACCAACAAGUACCUGCUGAAACAUCCCAGCAGAAGCUUUGAUGUGGAGUGGGGCUAUGCAUUUGAUGUUCACCUCAAUGCUUUCUACCCGCUUCUAGUCAUUCUGCAUUUCCUGCAGCUCUUCUUCAUCAACCAUGUUGUGGUAAUAAACUCAGACUGGUUCCUGGGAUACUUUGUUGGGAACACUUUAUGGCUGAUCGCCAUCGGUUAUUAUCUCUACAUCACGUUCUUAGGGUACAACGCUCUGCCCUUCCUGAAGAACACAGUGGUGCUGCUCUACCCCUUUGCUCUGCUCGGCCUCAUCUACGUCCUCUCCGUCUCUCUGGGCUGGAACUUCACUCGGGGUCUCUGCUGGUUUUACAAGUACAGAGUCCAGUAGAACCAGCUUGUCUCUGAGGUUGGAAACUAGUUGGCUACAGGCCGACUCAAAGUCUGUUUUCAACUCACAUCUAGGUGACAACGAAUCCAUUUCCAGCUUCUGUCAGUCAACACCUGGCUGAGAAGGACUUGGCCUCUGGUUGACUCGCAGUAAACUGGGACACUGGGUUGAUUGACGCUGAGCUGGUUGACUGUCGCUCGAAUCUCAAUUGACUCUGUUGAUUUUCUGUUUGGCUCUUAUGUUGAGCUGGAGCUCCAAAGUCAGUGAACGGCAAUGUGUUUGGACUAGUUGCAGAAACGGGGGACAGAUGAGAUACAGCUUUUUAUUGUUGUUCUUUUUGUAUGAUUUGUAAAUAGUAUUCUGGCAGGUUGUAAUAUAUACACCAAUGAAGACGUUUCUGAAGACGAAAAAUUUGCUUUGUUUCUUUGAGUUUUCUUUUAAAGAAAAAGACAGAAAAGAAUCUAAUCCUGCUUAUUGAAGAGAAAAAAAGAAAGUGGAAGAACAUGGGAUGCAAACUUUUUUUCCCCUUUUCUUUUUUUCUUAAAGUGUACAUUCCAAAGCACUUUCAAUAAAAGGUUUUAUUAACUUAA
This is a messenger RNA of Siniperca chuatsi (mandarin fish), 1515 nucleotides long. RefSeq names its product unc-50 homolog (C. elegans) (gene unc50). The coding region runs from base 152 to 925 and encodes 257 amino acids. The record is from RefSeq and is a predicted model, not a curated record. NCBI's taxonomy places the organism in Eukaryota, Metazoa, Chordata, Actinopteri, Centrarchiformes, Sinipercidae. Gene Ontology annotation, cellular component: Golgi membrane. The transcript is spliced from 6 exons.